CAGGGAAACGGGGACUGAAGCAUCACCGCAGAUAAAGCAAUAUAUCUGAUUUUACUGUAGCGUUCAGUUUAAACACAUUUACAGUGCCGGAAGAUGGUAGCAAAACAAAGAAUCCGGAUGGCAAACGAGAAGCACAGCAAAAACAUCACUCAGAGGGGGAACGUGGCCAAGACUCUGCGACCACAAGAAGAGAAAUAUCCUGUGGGGCCGUGGCUCUUGGCACUCUUUGUAUUUGUUGUGUGUGGAUCAGCCAUUUUUCAGAUCAUUCAAAGUAUUCGAAUGGGAAUGUGAGUCCCAGAAUUCUUCACAUAAUCUGCCUUGCAUCUGAAUGACAUUUAUUGGUGAUUGGACACAAACUGAUGGAAGACCAGAUGGUCAAAAUCCUUCUUGUGGGUCUAAAGGUUUUAUGCGGAGCUGGAUCAAGUGUACAAUACUACAUGACAUUGUCACACAUGUUUACAGUGUCUU
Molecule: messenger RNA, 468 nt
Organism: Xyrauchen texanus (razorback sucker)
Lineage: Eukaryota; Metazoa; Chordata; Actinopteri; Cypriniformes; Catostomidae
Product: stress-associated endoplasmic reticulum protein 2
Exons: 3
Coding region: 94-291 (65 amino acids)
Biological process (GO): endoplasmic reticulum unfolded protein response
Cellular component (GO): endoplasmic reticulum
Source: RefSeq, a predicted model, not a curated record